This is a messenger RNA of Oryzias melastigma (Indian medaka), 2526 nucleotides long. It is a transcript of the gene znf653, whose product is annotated as zinc finger protein 653. Gene Ontology annotation, biological process: regulation of transcription by RNA polymerase II. The record is from RefSeq and is a predicted model, not a curated record. Gene Ontology annotation, molecular function: transcription coregulator activity. Gene Ontology annotation, cellular component: nucleus. Lineage: Eukaryota; Metazoa; Chordata; Actinopteri; Beloniformes; Adrianichthyidae. The transcript has 9 exons. The coding region runs from base 23 to 1918 and encodes 631 amino acids.
UGCAUCAGCUGUUAACGGCAAGAUGGCGAGUUGUCUGUCCGAAGCUCCCCCGGACGCGAUUCUGAGCGGGGGGCAGAGUGGUUCGAGGCGCUGCAGGGGGCGGCCGAGGCUGACGGACUCGGACCGGGCACAGAGGCGCCUGGAAUCCCGGAAGAAGUACGACGUCAGGAGGGUUUACCUGGGAGAGUCUCACAAGCUGUGGACCGAGCUGCGCAGACGCACCAGCCUGAGUGAUGCCGGGCUGGCCGAGUACCUGAUCCUGCUGAACUCCACCUACGGAGACCAGUACCAGCAGGAACACUGCAGGAAGAAGAGUGAAGGAGAAGUUACAGGAAGAGGGAAGAAAGGCAGGAAGCCGUCCGUGUCGAGGCUCAGCAGUCUGGUGCGGUGGUACCAGGAGCACUCGCAGUCGUGCCCUCACGAGCCGCAGCUCACAGCCCUGGAGGUCCAGCCCAGCCGCUCUGCCACAGCUGUCUGGCAGUGUGACUCUGACCACUCGUUUGUGCAGUACCUCUCCUCGCCACCGAGGGAGGCCAGCGACUCCGGAGAGGAGGGUGGCAGUGAUGGAGAAUGUUCUGCAGAGGAGAUGCUGGAGGAAGACUUGGAGGAAAAGAGGAAAUCUGACGAGGAACUUGGAGGUGCCGAGUUUUUUUUUUUGUUUUCACAUUUUUUUUGUUUUAUCCCUUUUUUAAAAGUACAUUUAAAAUUGUUUUGUGAAUCUUCUUCAUUUGCAGAGACAAAUGUUUGUGAGGAGUCAGCUGUGACGCUGACGGAAGAGGCUGAGAAGCCGCCCAGCCCAGAGGCCUCGUUCAGGGACCCCGCCACGACAGAGCAGCCCGUGUGGGACAUGGAGGCGUCGGCCUCCAUCCUCUCGGAGGAGGCGAAGGAUCGGAGGCGGAGCGCAGAGGAGCUAAAAGUUGAUGAACAGGAAAUCGGAAGUGUUGGAUGUGAUUACGUCGGUGUUCCGGCCUCCCUAAUCGACGAGCUUAAAGGAAACUCGGAGCUGGCGCAGAGCCUUACUGACUCCGCCCCUCUGGAUGCGCAGCUGGACGUCCCAGAGCAGACGGAGCUGUUGGAGCGUCACACUCUGCAGGCUGUGGUGAGCAGCUGUGAGAUUCCUGACCAGAGGACGGCUUCUGAGACCUCCCAGCUGAUUAUCAUCACCGGCCCCAGCUAUGAGGCUCUGGCUUCAGAGGGGAUCCAGCUGAACGUGAGCAGCGAAAACAUGGAGGAAGUCACCUGCACGGUCAUCGGAAAUGUCUCCUACAACCAGGUGUGCACACCUGAGCUAAAAACCCGAGGUGCGGAGGAGGAAGACUCUGAGGAAGGAGACAAACGGCUGCUGCCUCCAGCUGGGAGUCCUUCAGAGCUGAGUAGGGACAGAGAUCUGCAGAAGUGCAUGAGCAGUUGCAGAUCCAAAAGAAGCCGCCGCGGCCCGGUCGUGGAGCCUGACGGGAUGCUGAAGAUGUUCCACUGCCCCUACGAGGGGUGCAGUCAGGUGUACGUGGCCGUCAGCAGCUUCCAGAAUCACGUGAAUCUAGUUCACAGGAAAGGCAGGACCAAGAUCUGCCCGCACCCCGGCUGUGGGAAGAAGUUCUACCUGUCCAACCACCUGCACCGGCACAUGAUCAUCCACUCAGGAGUCCGAGAUUUCAUCUGUGAGACGUGCGGGAAGUCCUUCAAGCGGAAGAAUCACCUGGAAGUUCACCGGCGCACCCACACAGGAGAAACGCCGCUGCAGUGUGAGAUCUGCGGGUAUCAGUGCCGCCAGCGCGCCUCGCUGAACUGGCACAUGAAGAAACACACGCCGGAGGCGCACUACAACUUCACCUGCGAGUUCUGCAACAAGAGGUUUGAGAAGCUGGACAGCGUCAAGUUCCACAAGCUGAAGAGCCAUCCGGAGCGGCAGGAGACCUGAAGCAGUCGGAUCCACCGUUUCCAUCAGCACCUGCCGAGACCGAGGCCGCGUCCGAGCUUCCCUUUGUUGAGGCGUCACAGAAAGGAAAAGAGGCAGAAACACUCAGAGCAGAAAACAUCUGCUCAGCUGUUAACAGACCUCAUUGCUCUGCUGCGGUCAACACCAACACUGAAGCAGGAGAGUCAGUUUACAAACUCACACCAUUGCUUUCUGUCAUAUCAACAAAAUCCCAAACCUCUCUGACUGGACUGGACUGGUCCAUCCCAGCUCCAUCCAGUCAGAAUUGUCUUUUUUCUUCUGAAAUGUGUCCUUCUCUUCACAAUAGGAAAGCUAAUAUAAUCGCUUUUUAACUCCAUAACACUGGAAAAUGAUCAGCAACAGAAAAUAACACACGUUCUUCAAACUUCCCAAUUAAUGCAAUUCCAGUGGAUUCUGAAGCUGAGAAAAGGGAAUUUCAGUUCAAAUGAUUUAAAUUUCAGUUAACCUUAAACACACGUGUGAAACUCAAGGCCCGAGGGCCGGAUCCGGCCCUCCACAUCAUUUUAUUUUAUUGUUAUUAUCUUGCGCUUAUUUCUAACUUGUAUAAUUUUGACAAAAUAUAUUUUUAU